CUUGUGUGAUCUCAUGCACAUCUUUCAGACUGCCAUCAGCUCCACGAAAAUCGAACAUACAGCUCUACAGCUUAGCUCAAGGGAAAUAACUCCAAACCAAUGAGGUGACUUCAAUACAAUGAUUAUGAAAGCAAGACUUGCUCACCCAGUGUUUGGAUUGGUGAUAUGGAUUCUCUUUGUCAUCACGGCUCUUUUCUUAAUAUUGCUGUCGAUCUUGAUAAAAGAAAAAAUCGACUGCUUAAAAGAAGAAGAACAUAUCCCUCCUCCCGUACCACUUGUUAAGAAAAUUGAGGAUUUACCAGUCAUUGUGACGGCUGCCCAUGCACAAAAUUUCGACCAGUCGAUGGCUAUGCUGCAAACGGUGUUACGGAAUUUGAAACAGCAGCAUCCGAGCUUGCAUGUAAUAUUCUAUGAUAUUGGCUUGACAGAUACUCAGAAUGAUACAUUGUAUAAUUUGUCAAAUGACACCGCUUUUGAAGUUCGCCGGUUUCCAUUUUCCGAAUAUCCGGCUCAUUUCCAGAGGAUUGAUUCUGGCGCCCUAAAGCCGAUACUGGUCCAGCUAGUCCUCGGUGACUAUGACUUUGUUAUGUGGGUUGGGUCUUCCCUCCGAUUCCAUACUGAUGGUAAUUUGAACAUUCUUUUCGAUUUUGCGCGAUCUGCUAAAAGCGGAAUCAUUGUUCUGGACGGAUUAGAACUUCUCAAGUCAAAAGCAACAAGGGACCUCGUCAGGCUAAGUGUCCGGGAUGAGCCUAUUUUUUACGAAUAUUCCCGAGAAUUAAAUACUAAUUGGCUCCUCGUCAACAGACGAACUGACGUCAUGGAGACAGUCAUAAUCCCCUGGAUAAAAUGCGCUGUCAAGCGGAAGUGUUUUUUCUCACAACAGACGGUUUAUGCGCAUCCGUGUGGGGUUUCUAAUGAAAUCGGAAGCAAAUGGUCUCAAAGGAAUGUGACAAGACGUCUUGAAGACGGAGCAAAUGGAUGUGACAUCGACCGGUCUGUUCUUUCUGUGAUCUUGUAUAAACUUCACGAAGGCUGCAGAUUUGCAUAUAUGUUUACGAAAAAAAUGAUUAAUUAUGACAUAACCAUUUGCUCCUAAAUAUGAUUUGUUGAC
This is a messenger RNA of Mizuhopecten yessoensis (Yesso scallop), 1111 nucleotides long. RefSeq lists its product as uncharacterized. NCBI's taxonomy places the organism in Eukaryota, Metazoa, Mollusca, Bivalvia, Pectinida, Pectinidae. The transcript is spliced from 2 exons. The record is from RefSeq and is a predicted model, not a curated record. Bases 119 to 1096 code for a protein of 325 amino acids.